Messenger RNA from Platichthys flesus (European flounder), 1372 nucleotides. RefSeq names its product regulator of microtubule dynamics 1 (gene rmdn1). Gene Ontology annotation, molecular function: microtubule binding. Gene Ontology annotation, cellular component: cytoplasm; spindle microtubule; mitotic spindle pole. The transcript is spliced from 10 exons. The record is from RefSeq and is a predicted model, not a curated record. Lineage: Eukaryota; Metazoa; Chordata; Actinopteri; Pleuronectiformes; Pleuronectidae. The coding region runs from base 30 to 953 and encodes 307 amino acids.
GGGUGUCGAACGUUUGGAACUUGGACCCGAUGGCGGCUCGGGUGUUGACGCGGUUCGUGAGCAGGGCUUUACCUCAGGUGUCCGGUGCUAAAGGCGCCGGGGUCCGGAGAACACACCGGUGUUACUGGACCGCCUCCAGGAGGACCGCUGCUGCUCUCACCGGCGGAAGCGUUGCGCUCGUCCUGGGGCUGCCUGCUCUCUCCUGCCUGGGGUAUGAAGCCUUCCACUGGGUGCAGAGUUCAGCCGUGCUCCAUGCAGCAGGAAAAGAGGAGGUUUUGGAGCAGGCCGACUACCUGUACAGCUGUGCAGAUACGGAGAAGCUCUACCAGCUGCUGCUGCAGUACAAAGACAGUGAUGAGGCAGAGGUCCUGUGGAGGCUGGCCCGGGCGUCUCGGGACCUGUCCCUCCUGCCCGACAUGGAGGCCAAGCGAAAGAAGCAGCUGAUAUUCGAGGCCUUUGAAUAUGCCAGGAGGGCAAUGGAGAAAGACGACCAGUGUUUCGCUGCCCACAAAUGGUACGCCGUGUGCCUCAGUGACGUCGGGGAUUACGAGGGAAUCAAAGUGAAAAUCGGGAACUCGUACAUCAUCAGGGAACAUCUAGAGAGGGCCGUAGAGCUCAAUCCCAAAGACGCCACUUCCUUACACAUCUUGGGUUACUGGUGCUUCGCUUUUGCCGAGCUGCCGUGGUAUCAGCGCAAGGUGGCAGCGGCCCUUUUUUCCUCGCCUCCUGUGUCCACCUACGAGGAGGCUUUGGAAUUCUUCCUGAAAGCUGAGGAAGUUGAUCCUGACUUCUACAGUAAAAACCUGCUGAUGCUGGGGAAGACCUACUCGGCCAUGAAGGAUAAGGAGAAAGCUCUGAUGUGGUUAACCAAAGCUAAAGAAUACCCUGCUCACACACUGGAAGACAAAGACGUCCAUAAAGAGGCCGUCGACCUGCUGAAGAGACUAGGAUGACGCAGACCAGGACUGUUAAUAAUUCCUUUACCUCUUAUUAUGAGUAUUGUAGUUAAUUCCCAAUAGAAGAAGAAUAAGUGACCUUGCACACAGGAAUCCCUCAUGCCUUUGAGUAAAUAAGCCAGAGUCUGUAUCUGAUCAAGAAAACUAUCUAUUGUGUUUUAAAGGAAAAUCUGUUUUCACUGGAGGAUGUUUAUUGAGGAGAUAUUUAAUAACCAAACUGUAACAAGAAGCUGUUUUGCCAGUUGGAGUUUGUUUUUACUCUUAUCCCAGACUUGUUUUGUCUAUUUUAACAUUUAAUUAAUUCAUGGUGAAGACUUCAAAUCUACUCGUACUGAAUGUAUUUCCUUGGUCACUGCUUCUUCUGCAACUGAUAAUUUAUAAUUAAAUUAGAGUUAAAGUUUUAACUCUAAAGUGGU